This is a messenger RNA of Thamnophis sirtalis, 2100 nucleotides long. The record is from RefSeq and is a predicted model, not a curated record. NCBI's taxonomy places the organism in Eukaryota, Metazoa, Chordata, Lepidosauria, Squamata, Natricidae.
AUGUUCUACUCUGCCCUUGGGUACCUGGGCUUUCUGGCUGCCAUCUGCUUCCUGGUGGCUUUCAUAUCCCAUAAGCUGCUAGGGAGCUUCAAUGAAGGCAAGUGGAUCACCUUCAGCAUGAUGGUCUUCUGCAGUGUUUGGGUUUCCUUUGUCCCCACUUACCUGAGCACCAAAGGGAAAUACAUGGUGGCCAUGCAGAUCUUCUCCAUCCUGGCCUCCAGCCUAGGUUUACUAGGCUGUGUCUUUAUCCCCAAGUGCUACAUCAUCAUUAUGAGACCUGACAUGAACAGAAAGGAACAUCUAAUGAUGAAAAACCAGGAAGUGUUGAAGAUUAAUUGUCCGUUCGAUGUGUUAAAAGAGAGGUACAUGUUUAAUCAAUACAAACCAGGACAUUUCCUGAUUAGUGGAAUCGUCUCUACGUAUAUAUCUCCUUUUGAACCGUACAGUUUCAUCAUGCCUUCAAACAAAACAUUUCGAAGUCAUCUUCAGAGUUUCUGGCAUAUCCUGCCCUUCAUUUUUGCCAUUCAUCUGAUCAACCAAAGUCCAAGAAUUUUACCCAACAUCACUCUGGGCUACAGCAUCUAUGAGAAUUUCUUCAGUGCUAGAAUGACAUAUGAGGCCAUGAUAGAUUCACUUUCCACAGGGCAGGAAAACGUCCCAAACUACAGAUGUGGAAGACCCAAAAAACUGUUGGCUGUGCUUGAAGGGACCAACUCUGAGCUCUUUACCUGUAUUUCAACCAUGUUGGGCAUCUACAAAAUCCCACAGAUCACCUACGGGCUUAUCAACCAGAUUCCCAAGGAGAAACAUCAGUUUCCUUUCUCCUAUCGGAUCAACCCAACGCAAGAACCUCCUCACUUAGCAACAAUCAAAUUGCUUCUGCAUUUCCGAUGGACGUGGAUCGGCCUCUUUGCUCCAGACAAUGAAGAUGGGGAAAAGUUUAAAAAUUCUUUUGCGCUUGCAGCUAUAAAAAGGGGGGUUUGUGUCGCUUUCUCACAAAGCAUCCCAUUGCAAGAUAAAGAGAGGAAAAUUAGGAAAUUCCUUCAUUAUGCUCACAGUGAAAAAGUGCCGUUUUCUAGAUGCACUUCUAGUUGUCUCCCAGGAUACAAGAAACUUAAGAAAGAGGGAACACCAGUCUGCUGCUAUGACUGUUCUCCAUGUAUGGAAGGAACGAUCUCCACCCAGGAAGAUGCAGCCCAUUGUGAAAAGUGUCCAGAUGACCAGCAGCCCAAUAAGAAGCAAGAUCAGUGCGUUCCCAAAACAUUAAGUUUCCUGUCCUAUCAAGAAAACUUGGGAGUCAUCUUGGCACUCACUGCCUCUUUUUUGUCUCUAACCACUGGCUUGGUUCUGAUUAUCUUCAUUAAAUACCGAGAAACUCCCAUUGUCAAAGCCAACAACCGGCACCUCACUUAUAUUCUCCUGGUCUCUCUCCUGAUUUCCUUCUUGACCAUCUUUCUAUUCAUUGGCCGCCCAAAGAGAGUGACCUGCCUUCUUCGACAAGUCACCUUUUGUGUUGUUUUCUCAGUUGCUGUUUCUUCCUUGCUGGCAAAGACUAUCAUGGUGGUUGUGGCAUUUCUGGCUACAAAACCAGGCAGCAAAAUGAGAAAAUGGAUGGGGAAAAGUCUGCCCAACGCUAUUGUCGUCUCUGGUUCUGGAGUUCAGGUGGGGAUCUGCAUGAUAUGGCUGGGAAUCUCUCCCCCAUUUCCAGAUAUUGAUCUACAUUUUCAAUCCGGACAGAUCUUCCUGCAAUGUAACGAAGGCUCAGACACCAUGUUCUAUUCUGCCCUUGGGUACCUGGGCUUUCUUGCUGCUAUCUGCUUCAUAGUGGCUUUCAUGUCUCGCAAGUUGCCAGGGAGCUUCAAUGAAGCCAAGUGGAUCACCUUCAGCAUGUUGGUCUUCUGCAGCGUUUGGCUUUCCUUUGUCCCCACCUAUCUGAGCACCAAAGGGAAAUACAUAGUGGCUGUGCAGAUCUUCUCCAUUAUAGCUUCCAGCCUGGGCUUAUUGUGCUGCAUCUUUGUCCCCAAAUGCUACAUCAUCAUCCUGAGACCUCACAUGAACAGGAAAGAGCAUCUAAUGAUGAGAAAUCAUGAUGGUUUCUGA